GAAUGAGGCAAGAUAGUGAUGUGGUGGAUGACACAGGUAGAAUGUGGAUCUAAGUGUGUUAGUGAUGGACGUGGAAUGAGGAGGAUAAGGGAGGGGGUGGAGUGGCAAAUACAUUCCCAUCUUGCCCCUCAGAUUCCAGUCCCUAAAACCUUACCCCACUCCCUCAGGCUUCACGUAGUCCAACACACGCACACACUCCACUGAAAGUGAUUUGCUGGGUCUCAACAAGCCUCUGUUCCCCUCUUAAGAAUGUUAGGGAGCAGAGGCACGAUGGUGGAGAUUAACUGUCGCCUCACUCAUCUGGAAAUCUUCGAGGAAGAUUUGAAUGUACCUUUGGAAGUGGCCGCCAAGCAGAAGCAGACUCUGCGGAGGAAUCUGGAGAGGGCGUCUGCACCUUUUGUGGUUGGCUCAAUUAACCAGGUGAACGAGAAGCUGCAGCAUUUGAGUGGAACGUUCCUGGCACACCCUGCCGCUCUGUUGGUUGAGACUCGAGGCAGAGAUGGUGCACUUCCACCCAGGAUACAGGCAGAAAAAACUGUGCAGGAUUUUCUUGGGAUUCAAGAAGAGAAAAAGACAAAGAGCAAGCAUUCAGAUGAGGAGCCCAAAUUGCUGGAACUUCAACAUUACCCGGGGUUCAGCGCAUUGCAGCCCACCCCUCUGCCCAAUGAGACUUCACUGGACCAGAUCCUGGAUAAUGUGCUAAAAGCUCGUGGUCAUUUGAAGAAACAGACCGGCUAUAUUGCUGACUUUCAGCAGAUGCUCAGCUCCCCAGUGGUGCAGGACAUCCUUCUAGACAGCUUCUGGUGGUUUUUCCUGCAUGAGCAGAAGACGCACAGUUCUGUGCAGUGCCGACUGUUUGAUCGGAUAUCCAAGAAUUACGUGCAGCUGAUCAUGGAAGGCUGGAGCUGGUCCUUCGGUGACCGUUUCCUUCAGGAGUUUUCCAGCACUCUCAGUCAAGCUGUGUACACCAGUUUCUGCUGCAGUUUCCCCCAGUCCUGGAUUCAGUUCCACAACAAUGAUUUCAAAGCUAAAGUGUGCGACAUUGUCUACCGUUGGUUUGGAGGCAUUCGUCCAGCUCCAAAAAUAUUUAAGAACUGGAACUGUGAUGCUUUACUGUCGCAGGAAGUUAAAGACGCAAUGUCACGCACAGCGCACGAUGGAGAGCAAAAUAAGAAAGGGAUAAAAAAAUUCCUUUUCAACUUAAAUCAAUCCUCCGGACCAAGCCCACUCACAGCAACCUCAAAAUCUAAGAGGGCCGCAUCCAUGUCAAGAAGCAACAAGCCUUCUACAGAAAGGAAAGAAAACACCUUAUCAAGACUGCCACCAGAUUCACCAUCCAAACUGAAGAGUUCAGAAAGCCAACAGGAAUCCAUUACAGAUCUGCUGGAAACCGAGACCUGCCAAAAGGACGAAGAGCCAGCCAGGUCCCCUGACUCUGAGCCAUCGGUAAGCAGAGUGAUUGUGAGAAACUCCGGAAUCAGCCACAUCCCCCUUCAGAAAGAGCCUCCGGUAGCCAGACAAGGGCCAAACUUCGUUAGGAAUUUAUUCAAUUUGUAUGGCCUCAGUCCUCUCGUUCUGAACUUCCUUCAAUGUCUGAAUCUGGAACCAAGAGCUGGAGAAAACAUCUUUGUGACAAGAACCGAGAUCCAGCGUCUUCUGCCAGAUGAUGCUCCCACGUAUCGUGAUGCGAUUGAAGCGGGAUAUCAGAACUUGCUGAAGCUGAAGGAGAAGAAGAAGAAACUGCUGCGGCAACACAGAAAGAAACAACAUCUGGGACAGACAAAAUAAACACCAGGGCAGGCUCCUGUUCCACCAGGUUGUUGAAAUCUGAGUGAUACCUUUCCUUCACACUGUUCCCUCUGAACCUCGUUGGAACCAGGAGCCACACAGGUGCAGAAAUGGCACCAGGCAUGGAUGAUGACGGACAUGAAAGUUGAAGAAGCUUCCUGCGGCCCGCUGUUGCCCACUGUGUACUUUUGGUGAUUCAUAAUUAAACAAUUUAGUGAUGACCUGCU
Molecule: messenger RNA, 2015 nt
Organism: Mobula hypostoma (lesser devil ray)
Lineage: Eukaryota; Metazoa; Chordata; Chondrichthyes; Myliobatiformes; Myliobatidae
Product: protein FAM227A-like
Exons: 16
Coding region: 250-1788 (512 amino acids)
Source: RefSeq, a predicted model, not a curated record